GUACGAGUCCGCGACUCGGCUGGCAGGGAGCUGAAGCAGCUCGUCAAGGGCAUGGACGACCUGAGGCAGGACGCGGUGAUGCAGCAGCUCUUCCGUUUGCUGAACGAUGUAUUUCAGGACUCCCAGCUGUCGCUGCGUACAUUCCAGGUCAUCCCGCUCUCGCCCUGCGCAGGAGUCGCCGAGUGGGUGGAGCACACGACCACCCUCGCAGAAAUCCUUUUCGGCCCUGUGGAGGGUGCGCACCAGAAGUACAGGCCGGAAGACUGGCUUCACCACCAGUGCAGACAGAAGAUGGUGGACGCCCUCCAGGCGGCCAAGAACGGUGACCGCCAAGCGCAGCCGCGCGCCUUCGCA
Molecule: messenger RNA, 354 nt
Organism: Symbiodinium necroappetens
Lineage: Eukaryota; Dinophyceae; Suessiales; Symbiodiniaceae
Source: the annotation of a GenBank genome assembly